AUGUCUGACAAUGGCGGCAACAUCUUUUUGAUUAAAUUGAAAGUAUCAGAGUCUUUUCAAAUACAGACAGAAUAUAAUGAAGAAAAGCGAGGAUCUUCUGAAGAAAAGGCAGUAUCUUCUGAAGAAAAGUUAACCUCUUCUCAAGAAAUGUUAGGUUAUUCUACAAAAGAGUCAAAGUCCUCCAAGGAAGAGAUCGAAUCUUUUGAACAAGAACCUCAAUCUUUGAAUGAAGAAAACCAAACCUUUGAGGAAGUGACCCCAUAUUUUGGAGAAGAGAUCAUCUCUUCAGCAGCAACAUUUGUACAACAGCCCGAAUAUUCAGAAGCAGUGUCAUCCUAUUUAACACAUCAAGCCCCAUAUAUGAGUCAACAGUUUCACCCGCAACAACCACACUUCGGACUUCAGACCUCCUAUACUGAACCAGUACCAUCACAUUAUGAAACACAGACUCAAUAUUACAAGCCAAUGCCUCCUUACUACGCACCAAUGCCCUUAUAUUACGGGCCAGCGGCCUUCCAGUGUGGUAUAGUGCCAGGAUACAAUAGGAUUAUUAACAAGUUACGGAAACAUUAUAAGAACAAAUAA
Messenger RNA from Spodoptera exigua (beet armyworm), 585 nucleotides. Lineage: Eukaryota; Metazoa; Arthropoda; Insecta; Lepidoptera; Noctuidae. The record is from the annotation of a GenBank genome assembly.